Staurois parvus is the source of this 345-nucleotide messenger RNA. The record is from the annotation of a GenBank genome assembly. Lineage: Eukaryota; Metazoa; Chordata; Amphibia; Anura; Ranidae.
AGGCAGACUGCUUCUACAAACAUUUGUGAAAGAAAGGGUCACUCUCAAAACCUCAGUGAAUUCAAGCGUGGUCCCGAGAUAGGUUGCCAACUGUGCAAUAAGUCCUUCCGUGAAAUUAUCUUGCUACUAAAUAUUCCACGGUCAACUGUUACUGAUAUUGUAACAAACAACUCAGCCAUGAACAAGUGCAAUGCAAAGCGUCGGAUACAGUGGUGUAAAGUACGCCACCACUGGACUCUAGAGCAGUGGAAACAUAUUCUCUGGAGUGAUCAAUUACGCUUCUCUGUCUGGGUUUAGCGGUUGUCAGGAGAACUGUACUUGCCUGACUGCAUUGUGCCAAGUGUA